AUGUGGUGCUUUGCGUUUAUUGGACUACUAUUUACGGGGACCCAGGGCUUUCUUACCCCCGAUUUUCGAGAGUUCUUGGUUGAGAACUAUGGUGAAGAAACGGCAAAGACAUUGGAACGAGCGGAUCUGUUUGGAAUCGGGAGCUUUGGAGGGAGAACGGAGAAGGGCCAGGAGAUCAAAAAUAAGGUGAGAAUUAUGCAAAGGGCUGAGCAAAGUUAAAUCAAAUUAUCAUCACGCUGCUAUGAAAAGGCCAUGAAAAUUUAUUUGAUGCCAGAUUUGUAGAGUUGCCUUGUAUGGCUGGAUUUUUAAGGGCCUGUUUUGAGGUAGAAAGAGCCUCACGGCUUUAAAGAAUCCGCAAAAAUUCAAAGGAAACUGCGAUAUAAACACUGGCAGUCUGUCGGGAAAAUAAUGUGGAUUUGUCGCAGUGAAAUGCCUCGUCGCAGUCACGCGCCAAAUCUCUAGCCGCGGCUAGCCAUUGAAAAGCGAUGUCCACAUUAUUUUCCCGGCAGAUUAAUAUUGCAACUGCAAUGUUAUAAAGAUCCAAUUUAACAUUAUUUUUUACUUGACAGGCGCUUACACGAAACAUUUUAUAACCCAAAUUUUGCAGCCUGAUAUUUCCCGUCCAAAGAAUUACAAAGCUUUCCCCUUCUAAAAACAUAAAAUACAUUUCUGUUUUGGCAAAAAAAUUUCAAUUCGUGUUCUUAGAACAUCAUGAUACAAUUGUUUCAUCAUAACCCAAUCUGGCCCUAGUUAUUCCUCCUUUCCCUUAUUGAAGCACGUCUAAUAUGUUUGAGGGGUAAACAUGCGACCUCAACAUAUGUAUAUAGGCAAUUGACCCUGCUUGCAGCACGGUCCGACGCUGAGCCUUGUGAAAAGUGGGCCGCUUUCAAAAUUUUGGAAACACGGCCCUGCAUUGAAAGACCUAAAAUUACUGGGGCCUGUUUCACUAACAUAAAAAUAAAUAAAAGAGAAGUAGGGGGGAGCGAGAGAGCAUCGAAAACGCGUUUGCGAGCGAGAGAAACCGGACGAAAAGCAGAAGUAGCCUACUUUUGCGGGAGUGACUUUUUACGUCCAAAACCGCGGUUCGCGGCAGUAUUUUGGCCAUAACUUUUUUCUCAGUUGGUCUAGGAACACCCUUCACAAUUUACAAUGAAGCUGACAGUUUCAGCUAUCACCAAGAUUAUUUUCAUUGCUGUGGUGCCAAAACCCGUCCUUAAAAAAAUCGUAAAGUACGCGUGCUUUCAUUUUUGAGAAAAUCGACUAAAUUGUAGCUUAAAAUCGCCAUAACUUGGGUAAAACUUUUCGGAUUGAAACCCUCCAAAAAACAACACAUAGAAUUUUUUAAGUAGUUUUAGACAAUAUGUGUUUUGAAUUCCUUUUAUAGCCCGGUGGACCGCUAAUUUUACAGUAGUACGGCCAACCAUCUCGUUUUUUCUUCUUCGCCGAAUAAAAACGAAUUUUUCUCACCAAUGUUUAUAAGAAUGAUUACAAGUUUCAUAUCAGUGUGUAGAGCCGUUUCUUAGCUACAUUAUGUUUUUUGAGGGGUGGCGAUAUAUCAUAAACUGAUAGAGUUACGUGCAAUUAAAUCAAGGUAACCUCCAUUUUUGACCAUAAAAAGUCGUUCCGAAAGGGGCGAACUUUUCCUCUUCCUUUGAUUUGAGGGCUCUUUUUAUGACAAAAAUGGAGGUAAAUUUGCCAUAACUCAGCCAUAAUAAGACCUACAAUUGACCCUCUAAAAAAGCCUCAUGGAAAAAAAGAUGGGCUAUCGACUGGUAUAAAUUAAAGCGUCAACAUUUUGAAAUUGACCGAGAAAUAAAACAUUUCGUAUCUUCACUGUAAAUGUACUCUGUAUUUUAAGCUAUAUAACUAAUCUACUCUUGAAAAUAAAACAACGAAAUUUAGAUAUGUUGUAGUCUCAACCGUCAGCUUUAUUUUGUUUUUUGAAGGGUGUUCCAAUACCAAUUGAGAAAAAAGUUAUGGCCAAAAUUCUGCCGCCAACCCCGGUUUUGGACGCAAAAAGUCACUCCGAAAGAGAAGUAGGCUACUUCUGCUUUUCGUCCGGUUUCUCUCGAUCGCAAACGCGUUUUCGAUGCUCUCUCGCUCCCCCUACUUUUCAUUUUAUUUAUUUUUAUGUUAGUGAAACAGGCCCCUGAAGUCCAAACUGGUAGUUUUAGUUCAUUUUUUAACCGUCAUCUUUUUCAAAAAAAACCCUGGUGAUUACUUAUCAUAGAACCUAGAAGAGCUAAACCGAACGUCGAACAUAUAAUCACCUCCCAAUUAACAAUUUCAGCACAAAAAAAUUUUUUAUUCCACUUUUUUCAAAUUGGGGAUCAGACCUCCAAAUACCGGGCCGUAGCUUGGCCCGGUAUAAAGCAGGCUCGGCCCGUUUUCGAAUUUCCAAAGGCCAGGCCAGGCUGUCUGCCUCAACACAAGACAAUAUCAAUUUCAUUAGUCCAACGCAAUUUACAAACUUGCGAAAAGCAAGAAAUUAUGACGAUUGGAUAAUAAGAUUUUGAAAAUAAAUUUUCCAAUUUACUCUGGCAACAUGCAUGUAAGCAUAGAUCAAUUUUUAAGUUUUAAAAAGUACUACAUUGAAAGAUCGAAAUUUCAAAACUUCUCACGCCAAAAAUUCGAAGACAUUUUGGUACAAUUUUUCAUUCAUAGUAAAAAAUCAAAAUCUAAAUCUGUAAAAAUCUGCUAAGCGCGAGCUAGGGUUCUCGCACAUGUCUUGAAAAAAAUGCUCUAAAUUUGUGCCAAGUUCCAUCAAAAUCUGAGCGUCGCACUUGGAAUACUUUCACUGUUAGCAGCGAAAUUCUAUCACUUCAAUAAACCGAUAAAUCUUCGAUACUUUGGGAUUAGCAAUUUAUUCUUGACGUGCAUCAUAAUAGCGUUGCUCUCAGUACUAGCAAAUAACAACCACAAAAGGUGCCCACAAGUGACGUCUUCCUCUGAUUUCAGCCAGUUGUCUUCGUGCAUGGAUCAACUCUGUCGGCCGGAUUCUUUGAUUCGCAUCGGCGUUGGUACAUGUCCCGAGGUUACACCUCCGCGGAACUCUACGCGACAACUUAUGCGGACGCUGGACAGAAGAAGAGUUUGGUGACAAAGCUUAUGAAUUGUGAGGAUGUUCAGAGUGUAAGGAUUUAGCGGUAGUAAAAGUUGAUAGUAGCAAAAUUACAACGUUUCCUCUCUUUUACUAUCUAAUUAUUAAACUAGUUAGUAAAGAAUUUUCUGUGCUAGCAGCUUACAGAAACCUAUGGGCUUGAUUUUUUUUAUACCUUCACUAUGUGUACGACAUCUCUGUUUUCAGAUUCGCACACUCAUCCAAGCCGUUCACGAAUACACUGGCUCUGUUGUAGAUGUCCUCGGCUUUUCCAUGGGAACCCCCAUUUCGAGGAAGGCGAUUCUCGGCGGAGAAUGCGUGGAUACUAAGGAGGACCUCGGAGGUCCCAUCACCGACAUGGUCGACACUUUUAUCGCCGUUGGAGGAGUUGCCUAUGGGAUGGAGCAGUGCAAAAGCAACCAUUGGGCGAGUUGCAACCUAAUCAAUGGAAUGAAUUGCACAUCGCUCUACGAGGUGAGCAAGAAAUUAAAACUUACAAAGGAAACACCAAAUGCGAGGCUAAGAUUUUCUUUCAAUUUUGCACACACCUUGGACAUACCUUAUACGAUAGAAAUAGGCAUGAAACUUUUCAUGAAGUUUUGCAAAAAAAUUCGUGUUUUUUCUAAAGUCCGACUUAAAGUUUUUGCUCGUUUCUGCAAAGUGCGACCUAGCAAUCUCGUAUAUAUAUGCCUUACCAUUAGGAAACAUGGCUCAAAAUUUGCGCCAAGUUCACGCAGAACUAAACAUCGUACAUAGAAAACUUCCUCUGCAAGUCAAAUAGUAUUAGUCCAAAAUAAAACCCCUCACUUCUUUCAGAAGGACGUGAACGCACCAAAUCAGCGGUACGAAGGUAAAUUUUCCUUCGGAAUCUACAGCUUGGACGACCCGGUUAUUGGCAGACAUUGCUGCGGACAUGACUGUGGAUCCCUAAAGAACGCAAACCAAAACUUUCAACACAACGGCCUAGGACACGGCGGGAUCGUGCUACAGACCAAGGAGCUACAGUACGUCCUCUUCAGGCAGCAUUCCGCGAACCAAAAUACGAGGAGAAAUUAG
Messenger RNA from Bursaphelenchus xylophilus (pine wood nematode), 4156 nucleotides. The record is from the annotation of a GenBank genome assembly. Lineage: Eukaryota; Metazoa; Nematoda; Chromadorea; Rhabditida; Aphelenchoididae.